Messenger RNA from Cydia strobilella, 3243 nucleotides. RefSeq lists its product as uncharacterized. Bases 16 to 3243 code for a protein of 1075 amino acids. The transcript is spliced from 8 exons. Gene Ontology annotation, molecular function: hydrolase activity. Lineage: Eukaryota; Metazoa; Arthropoda; Insecta; Lepidoptera; Tortricidae. The record is from RefSeq and is a predicted model, not a curated record.
CGAGCGGAAUCCGCAAUGGCGCCGAUGGUGAAUAGAACAAGUGUGGCGGGCCGCGACAUGAAGUGGCUAGCACUGUUCUCGCUGGUAGCCGCAACAGUUUUGCAGCAGCCAGCUCCGCUUGUGCGCACACGCAGCGGCUAUGUGCGCGGGCGCGUGUCGCGCGACGGCAGGCUUGUAGAGUACUUGGGUAUUCCUUAUGGGACGGUCAACGAUGAGAAUCGAUUCAAGGCUCCGCUGCCCCCGCCAGCCUGGGACGGCGUGUUCGAAGCCGUGAACACCAAUACGCGGUGCCCGCAGACCAUCAUGGGCACCGUCAUCAUCGGCAACCCCGACUGCCUUAAGCUCAACGUCUACACCCCCACCAGGAUCAGGGGUAAACUCCUCCCAGUCAUGGUCUAUAUACAUGGAGGAUGCUUCUUUGAGGGAACUGGCUCAGCCUUUCUCUACGGAGCUGAUUACUUCGUCGACCACGGAGUUGUGUUCGUUGGCAUCAACUAUAGAUUGAACGUUGAAGGUUUCUUAUGUUUAGGAACAGAGGAUGCGCCGGGAAAUGCUGGACUCAAAGACCAGGUAGCUGCGUUGAGAUGGAUCAAAGAUAACAUAGAAGCUUUUGGAGGAAAUCCGACUAGCGUGACGCUGUUUGGAGAAAGCGCUGGCGCUGUUUCUUCGUCGUUUUUAGUGCUUUCACAAGCCGCUAGAGGACUCUUCCAUAGAGUGAUACUUCAAAGUGGGUCCACGCUUGCACCCUGGGCUUUGCAGCAUGACCCUAUAAGGACAGCUAGCGCUCUAGUCAAACAAUUCGGAUAUUAUACCAAAGAUCCUUACGAAAUAUACGAUAUUUUAAGAAACAAAACCGUAAACGAACUAAUAAAAGUUAAGGCUUUUGAAAAUCAAAACUACGUCUCAUCUGACACGCUCUUCGUACCUUGCAUUGAGAAAAAUCUGCCAGGAAUCGAAUCCAUAGUCACUGAAUACCCUACGAGUAUAAUCGAAUCUGGACACUACACCAAAUUGCCUAUGAUAAUAGGCUUUAACGACAACGAAGGAAUAUACUUUGUAGCUAAAGAUUACGGAAAUAGUCUGAAAUCGAUAGAUCCCAAAGAAAAUUUACAUCUAGAUUUAGAGUUUCCUACAGAAUUGGAUAGGAACAGCACAGUAGAGAUAAUAAAGAGUCAUUACUUUCCCCCAGAAAAAGACGAACUAAUCCUUAACAUGGUGGAUUUGUAUUCAGAUUUGCACUUCAAGUUUCCAUCAGUAAUCGAGUCGGACUUGUACGCAAAGACGACAGAUAAGCCCAUAUACUUCUACCUGUUCAAGUACGGCGGGUACAGAAACAUGGCGAAGAUCAUCGUGGGGUACGGGGCGACGGGAGGGGCGUCUCAUGCAGAUGAGCUGUUCUACUUAUUCAAGCCUCAUUCUAUCCCGUUCCCGCAUCAGCUGGAGCGGCGCAUGAUCAAGCGCAUGGUCACGCUAUGGACUAACUUCGCCAAAUACGGUGACCCUACCCCAACGACGUCACCCCUAUUGCCGUUCCGAUGGCAGCCCGGCCGCGCUAGUAACCCGUCAGCUUUAGUCAUAGACGGCCAACUCUCCACAGCUCGUCUCUGGGACUACGCGACUGUAGACCUGUGGAAUCAGACCUAUAGCAAGUACAGGAAGAAACUGUAUGGAUUCCAAAACAGUGUUAUCAGGGUCGAGCAGGGGGUGCUGAGGGGACUUCGCAGCAUUUCUGGCCAGCGGAGGUACUAUGGGAUACCUUAUGCUGUUAGUGAGAGAUUUCAGCCCCCGAGAGACCCUCCUCCUUGGCGCGGCACGUUCUUCGCCGUCAACCGCUUCAGCGCGUGCGCACAGAGCGUCUCCUUCCUCACGCUCGGCUCCGAGCACUGCCUCCAUCUCGACGUCUACACCCCUCCAGCCACCAGCCCCAAGCUACCAGUCCUGGUCUUCAUCCACGGAGGGGCCUACUACUACGGCACUAAAGCACACUACGAUCCUGAGUAUCUAGUCACCAAAAAUGUUAUAGCUGUCAUUAUCAACUAUAGAGUCGGAGUAUUAGGUUUCUUAUGCUUGAAUGGAGUCGCUAAUUUAGGCUUGAAAGACCAAGUUGCGGCUCUAAAGUGGAUAAGGAGGAAUAUAGCUGCGUUUGGAGGAGAUCCGGACAAUGUGACGAUAGCGGGACAGAGUGCAGGCGCUAGUGCAGCUGCUAUGCAUUUACUCUCGAAAUCUAGUGAUGGGUUAUUUCAUAAAGCUAUCUUUAUGAGUGGAACCCCUUUAAGCCCUUGGGCGUUUAACUUGGAGCCGUUAAAACCAGCUUUUGAAGACGCUAGUAAACUCGGUCUAGUCAAAACUGAACAAGACGUAUACAACACUUUUAUAAACGCGACAUUGAAAGAUCUAUUGAAAAGCACGCAUGAUAGAUCAGUAAGCACCAGAUAUUUCAAAUAUUCUCCAUGUAUGGAUGUCAAUUUUCCAGACUCCUUCUUUUGGGAUGCUCCUUACGAAGUCAUUGGGUCUGAAUCUUUUAGGCCAAUCCCAAUGAUUCUAGGAUACGCCGAAGUCGAAGGCAUGUUGUUCUACGGACUAAACAGCGAUCGGGAUUUUCAAGAAUGGGACUCAAAGUUCGACCAAAGACUACCAUCACUUUUCUCCUUCUGUUCUAAACUAGAGAAGAGAAAGAUAGUCAAGAAACUACGCACAUAUUACUUUGGGGGUAAGAAGAUUAGCAGUAAAAACGUGAAAGGUGUAGUGAACUAUUAUUCAGACUGGAUCGCUUAUGCAUCAGUGAAUGCGUUCUCGAAACUGAUGGUGGAUAAAUCAGUGCCUGUGUACAAUUACAUGUUCUCGUACGAAGGCGGCCGGAACUUCGCUAAGGGGCUGAUCGGGUAUAAGGCAGGGUUGAGAGGCGCGUCGCACUCUGAUGACAUCUUCUACAUCUUCAAGCCGGCGGGGCUGGGGCUGCCGGUGUCGUCAGAGGAUAGACUGUUCAUGGAGCGACUGACUACUAUGCUGGCUAACUUUAUGAAGUUUGGCGACCCCACCCCCCACCGGACUCCACUCCUCCCAGUACUCUGGCCCCUCGCCAACGCAUCCCUCAACCCGCCCACGUUGCGCCUGGACAGCCAGUUCACCGUGAUACCCGCUCCAGAGUCGCAUCAAGGACGUUUACUGUUGAAACUGCUGUGCCGGUACGGUCAGAAAGGGUUCGUGCCUUGUGAGAGUGAACAGCUUUGUGGAAAAGAGUAG